GCCCCGCGGAGGGCCGCGCACGCGCCGCAGGUGUGGCGGGUGUGGCCGGGGCGGGGAGGCGAGGAGGAAGAACUUGGAAAGAUGUCUGCAUUCUGCACUGUGAAAGCUGAGUCUGCAGUGUUUAAAGGAAAAUACUUGCAGACAGCAAGUAAGAAGUUUGCUGAAAUAUUACAAAUUUUAAAGGGCACAUUCCAACACUGAAUGAUGAAAGAGUUUGAGACUCUGCUAGCACUGGUUUUAGAAGACUUACUGGGAGAAAGAUACUGCAAGCUGAAAGAAUCCAUUGGGUUUUUGAAACAAGUAUAAAUUCCUGCUCCUGCCCAAGCUGCUGAUUGUGUGACAUGAUAAAAUGAAAAUCCCCCCCCCAAUUUCCCUGGUCAUUUCAAGUCAUAGUGCACUGCCUCUCUUCUGUUCUGACACAAUUGACUGUGAAGCUAGACGGUGAACUGAAUCAAGCAACUGACAGACUCUUACUUUGUGGAAGAUCUGAUCAAAUUUGCAAGUUGUUUUCAGGUGGACAGUUGUUUUCAGUAUUUGUGAAACUCUUUGAAAUGCUGGAUUUUCACGUCCUUGUUCAGGAAGUAUUCGUGAAUUGACAUGGGUCAACAUACUUCUCGUUACGAGGCAAAAAUUUCUUUGCUGUUGGCAUAGACUGGAAGUCGAAGGUAGAAGGGAAACAGAUAUCGGAGAGAAGGGGAAGAAAAGAAAAGCUGCUAACUGAGCUGGUACUGAGCUGAUUAUCAAGUGAUCUGACAUUCACCAAGGAGACGAGCAAAAAUCUUCCUUGCGUACAUGAAUCCUUUAGUGAUCCCUUGAUCUGAUACUCCCCCCUGGGGAGAAUUGGACACCAUGAAGCAGAAAUUGAUGUCAUCAAUUCAAAUUAUAUUGUUACUUCCUCUGACUGCAAUGGGACUAACUGGUCAAUCAUAUCCUGGAAAACCUAAGAUAAUAAGAUGUCGUUCUCUAGAAAAGGAAACCUUUUCUUGUUGGUGGAAGCCUGGUUCAGAUGGAGGACUUCCUACCAAUUACACCCUGUUCUACAGCAAGGACAGUGAAGAAAAAAUCUAUGAAUGUCCAGACUACAGAACAUCUGGUCCCAAUUCCUGUUACUUCAAUAAAAACCACACUAAUCCAUGGACAACGUAUAAUAUCACUGUAACAGCAACGAAUGAGAUUGGAAGUAACAGCUCGGAUCCUCAGUAUGUGGAUGUAACCUCAAUAGUUCAGCCAGAUUCUCCUGUGAAUCUCACUCUAGAAGCAAAAGCAUCUGCUAGUAUAACCUACCUUUGGGCAAAAUGGUCUCCACCUCCAUUAGCUGAUGCCAGCUUUAAUUCACGUGCGUAUCACUAUGAACUACGACUAAAACCUGAGGAAAAGGAAGAGUGGGAAGAGACAGUAUCUGUUGGAAUGCAGACACAAUACAAAGUGAGUAGGUUAAAUGCUGGGAUGAGGUACAUUGUUCAGGUCCGUUGCAUGUUAGACCUUGGAGAAUGGAGUGAAUGGAGCUCUGAAAAACGCAUUCAGAUCCCCAGUGAAGAGUCACCUCCUGAAAAGCCUACAAUAGUAAAAUGCCGUUCUCCAGAGAAGGAAACAUUUACCUGUUGGUGGAAACCUGGUUCAGAUGGAGGACGUCCUACCAACUACACUUUACUUUACAGCAAAGAAGGAGAAGAACAAGUUUAUGAAUGUCCAGAUUACAGAACUGCAGGCCCUAAUUCCUGCUACUUUGAUAAAAAACACACCUCUUUCUGGACCAUAUACAAUAUUACUGUCAGGGCAACUAAUGAAAUAGGAAGUAACAGCUCUGAUCCUCAUUAUGUGGAUGUGACUUACAUAGUCCAGCCUGAUCCUCCUGUGAAUGUAACUCUAGAAUUAAAAAAGCCAAUGAAUAGAAAACCGUAUCUGGUCUUGACAUGGUCUCCACCCCCACUGGCUGAUGUCAGAUCUGGAUGGCUUACCCUUGAAUACGAGUUGCGACUAAAGCCUGAAGAAGGAGAGGAAUGGGAGACUAUUUUUGUUGGACAGCAAACACAAUAUAAAAUGUUUAGUUUAAAUCCAGGAAAGAAGUACAUUGUACAGAUUCACUGCAAACCAGACCACCAUGGAUCAUGGAGUGAAUGGAGCUCAGAAAAGUAUAUUCAGAUCCCUAAUGAUUUCAGAGUAAAAGAUAUGAUUGUGUGGAUCAUCGUGGGUGUCUUGUCAUCUCUUAUAUGUUUAAUCAUGAGCUGGACAAUGGUUUUAAAAGGGUACAGAAUGAUAGCCUUUAUCUUACCACCAGUUCCAGGACCGAAAAUAAAAGGCAUUGAUACACAUCUGUUAGAGACAGGGAAAUCUGAAGAAUUAUUGAGUGCUCUUGGUUGCCAUGGUUUCCCUCCAACAUCAGACUGUGAGGAGCUACUGAUAGAAUACCUAGAGGUAGAGGACAGUGAGGAUCAGCAACUCAUGCCAAGUCACAACAAUGGUAAUCCCAGUAAAAAAGCAAAAAUGACACCCAAGGAAACAGACAGUGACUCAGGACGAGGGAGCUGCGAUAGCCCUUCUCUGCUUUCUGAGAAGUGCAGGGAGUCCCGUGCCCUUCCAUCAACACUUCAAACACAAGAUGUAAGAGAUGUUCAAGAAAAUAAAGCUGUGAAAAGGAGCUGGGAAACUCAGUGUGUAGCCUUAGAACGGAAAACGCUCCUUUCUAACAGUGAGAGCACAAAAUCAUCCACGUGGCCUGCUGCUCAAUUACCUGAUAAUCAGCCUCCUAUGUUUGCCUACCACAGCAUUGUAGAUGCACGUAAAAUAACACUGAUCACCACAAAUAUGAACAUUGCCCCAGUUUUGGUGGAAAAUGAAGAAAAGCAUCAGUCACGAUAUUCUGUUACUGAAACCGUCCCUGGAGACAUGGAAGAACAAGGAGAGAUGGAGAAUUUGCAUUCCAAAACUGAGCAAACCGCAGUGCAGGUCAAACAAAACAGACCUAAUGAAAAGUCACCUUUUUUGGAUGCUACACUAAUGGAUUACGUAGAAGUCCACAAAGUCAAGCAGGAUGAGGAGCCAGCAGUAUUACUGAAACAUAAAGAAAAUAGUGGAAAGACUGAAAAUUACACUGUUCCAGGAACCAGCAAAGAAUAUACAAAGGUCUCAACAGUUGUGGACCAUAAUAUUCUAGUAUUGAUGCCAGAUUCACGAGUCCAGCACAUACCUAUGUCUCAAGAACCUGCAAAAGAAACAUCUCAGAACCUUCAGCAAGGUCAAGCUGAGAAAAAUAUGAGCUACUGUCUGACAGCUCCAAGUGACUGCAAAAGAGAGACUAGUGGAUCGGAGUAUAUGGACCCAUCCUCCUUUAUGCCCUCUUUUAAAUAACUAAAAGUUUGUUCACUUUUCAUCAGGUAAUGCUACAGAAUGAGUCAAAUACAAUCAGUAUAAUAAUGCAGCGGCUUAAGAUUAUGCUACUAUGUCACAAUUGUAGCUUACACCAUCUUCUGGCUGACAAGUCUGUGAUUUACAUAUCGAUUUUGUUAAUAGUUAUGUACAGUAAAAUAAAACCACACAGCAAAUAGUUCCCUAAAAACAAACAAACCAAAAAAAAAACCCUAGCCUCCUAUGUGUAUUAUACAGAGAAUAAUAAACUGUGGGUUGAUA
Cygnus atratus (black swan) is the source of this 3627-nucleotide messenger RNA. It is a transcript of the gene PRLR, whose product is annotated as prolactin receptor. Gene Ontology annotation, cellular component: signaling receptor complex; membrane; external side of plasma membrane. Bases 850 to 3348 code for a protein of 832 amino acids. The transcript has 20 exons. The record is from RefSeq and is a predicted model, not a curated record. Gene Ontology annotation, molecular function: cytokine receptor activity; cytokine binding. Gene Ontology annotation, biological process: cytokine-mediated signaling pathway. Lineage: Eukaryota; Metazoa; Chordata; Aves; Anseriformes; Anatidae.